Erpetoichthys calabaricus (reedfish) is the source of this 11035-nucleotide messenger RNA. It is a transcript of the gene nr3c1, whose product is annotated as nuclear receptor subfamily 3, group C, member 1 (glucocorticoid receptor). Gene Ontology annotation, biological process: nuclear receptor-mediated glucocorticoid signaling pathway; regulation of DNA-templated transcription. Bases 635 to 2773 code for a protein of 712 amino acids. Gene Ontology annotation, molecular function: steroid binding; DNA-binding transcription factor activity; nuclear glucocorticoid receptor activity. The record is from RefSeq and is a predicted model, not a curated record. Lineage: Eukaryota; Metazoa; Chordata; Cladistia; Polypteriformes; Polypteridae. The transcript has 9 exons. Gene Ontology annotation, cellular component: nucleus.
UGAAAGCUGGCAGGCGCUAGCCGCAAAGCCGCAGUUCAAAGUCUGUCGGCCGCGAUUUCGUGUCUCGGUUGGUUUCCGUUUUCAUGGCGUCCGACUCGAUCGCAUUUGUGUCGCAUCCUCAAAGAAGGCCUCGCACAUAGGAGCAAGUCAGAAAACCGUCCCCAGAAGGUGACCGGACGCAUUCUCAGUUGUUCCAGUCAGGCGUUAUCAUUAGCCCUCGCCACUCCGAACGGCAGCUGCGCAUUUUCUUCUGCUAUCUGUACUGCGUCAGAGAUUGUCAUUGCAACCUACCUUGAAACUUGCGCCUCAACUUUGCAAGGAUUAUAAACACGACUACGUCACCAUUCAACUGUCAAAAAAAAUCGUCUGUGAGCUUGGGAUCUCCUAUUUUCGAGGAAGGAGCUGUGGAAGAAACCAUCAGUUUUUAAAUGUUCCCAGUCCUUCACAUUCAUUUGCGAGUCUUCAGUUUUUUUUUAAGUUGCCAACGUUUGAAAUGACUGCGCUUUCCAAAUUCAGAUUCUUCUCCUGCAAAUUUUGGACUGAGACGGCUUCAAGGAAAUUUGAGGAAAUAAAUAUCUGAGUACUGUUGUGACCGACCUGGGAACAUACAGCUUUGAAAAGGGGCACUGUAAUAAUGUCAUCCUCCACAGAGGUAACUCUGUCUCAGACCAGUUCCCAGCAGCAGUCUGUUAGUGGUGAUAUACUGAAUGGAAUAGGUAGUAAAGCCUCAACCCCUGAACUGAGCACCGCUGUAUCAGCUUCCAUGGGACUGUUCCUGGAGGAUUCUGAUUUAAAAGUAACAGGAAAUAUGGAAAACCAGCCACUGCUUGUUCCCAGCAAUUUCAGUUCAGGAGAAACUAAUUUCAGUCUUUUGGAUGAGAGUAUUGCAAAACUGAACAGGUCAUCAGGCGACUCAGGGUUAUUAGAGGUUGGAGCUGGCAGCUUUUUCCAUAAAGCAGACGAUUUAACAGGAAUGGAUAAAAGCGGAUUCCCUUUGGACCUAGAUACCUUUGGGAAAGACUCUGAUUCUAAUCAGAGGAUUUUUGAUGACCAAAAUACCCUUGACAUACUCCAGGAUCUUGACUUGCCCAUUUCCCCUAAAACUGAGAUGAAUGGCAGCCCUUGGAACUUAAAUGCUUUUUAUGAAGGGGAUGAUAAUGCUUUGCUCUCUCCACUAGUUGCAGAGGACCCUUUUCUUACAGAUUUACCAGUUGGAAAAGACUGCAAACCUUUUGUGAGCAAUGGCAAUAACAUCACAGGGGUUUCACUUCCCAGUUCAUCAAGUCCAUCUGUGAAAAUAGAAAAAGAUGGCUAUAUUCAUUUGUUCACACCUGGGGUGAUCAAACAAGAGAUGGCUACUACCAGCUACUGCCAAAUAAGCAAUCUGACCCCUGAUAGGUCCAGCCCUCUGAAUUCACCCAUAUCUGUUUGUGGUGUGAGCACUUCAGGGGGGCAGACCUAUCACUUUGGAGUGACCAGUUCAUCAUUGAUGAAUUUACAGCAACAGCAAGAUCAGAAGCCUAUUUUUAAAUUAUUACCAUUUUCCACUGUGGCUGAGCCUUGGAAUAGAAGCGAGGAAUACAGGGAUUCCGCCGGAAAUAUGGUGGGAAAUCAAGGUUGUUCUGCUACCUUUGUGAGUGCUGCUGCAAGUUGUGCAUCAUCAACUUCAGGAAAGUCCACGGGUCCAGUCCGCAAGAUUUGUCUUGUCUGCUCUGAUGAAGCAUCUGGUUGUCAUUAUGGUGUCCUUACGUGUGGUAGCUGUAAAGUAUUCUUCAAGAGAGCAGUGGAAGGACAACAUAAUUAUCUGUGUGCUGGUCGAAAUGAUUGCAUAAUAGACAAAAUUAGAAGGAAGAACUGCCCUGCCUGUCGUUUCCGAAAAUGCUUACAAGCAGGAAUGAAUUUAGAAGCAAGGAAGACUAAAAAGCUGAGCAGAUUAAAGGGGGUUCAGACAAAUGCCGAACAUGUGGCACCACUUCCCAAUGAGCAGCCCCAGCCUCUGGUACCCAAGUCUGUUGCACAGCUGACCCCAAGUAUGUUGUCGCUCCUGAGGGCUAUUGAACCAGAGACUCUGUAUUCAGGAUAUGACAGUUCUUUACCUGAAUCAACCACACGCUUUAUAAAUGCACUGAAUCACCUGGGGGCCAGACAAAUGGUGGCAGCAGUGAAAUGGGCCAAGGCUCUGCCAGGAUUUAAAAGCCUGCACAUUGAUGACCAAAUGGUCUUGCUGCAGUAUUCCUGGAUAUUCCUGGUGACAUUUAACCUUGGAUGGCGCUCAUAUAAUCAGUCCAAUGCCAACAGUUUAUACUUUGCGCCUGACCUCAUUUUAAAUCAAGAUAGAAUGAACAGCCCCUUAAUGAGCGACCAGUAUAGGCAAAUGCUGAAAAUUGCAAAUGAACUCUUGCGACUCCAGGUCUCAUAUGAUGAAUUUCUCUGCAUGAAGGUCCUUCUGCUGCUUAGUACAGUUCCAAAAGAAGGUCUUAGAAGUCAAAAAGUAUUUGAUGAUCUUCGCAUGACUUACAUAAGGGAACUUGGAAGAGCCAUUGUAAAGAGAGAGGAAAACUCCAGCCAGAACUGGCAGAGAUUUUACCAGCUUACUAAACUCUUGGAUAGUAUGCAUGAAUUGGUAGGCGGUCUCCUGAGUUUCUGCUUCUACACAUUUUUGAACAAAACCCUUAGUGUGGAGUAUCCAGAGAUGUUAGCUGAAAUAAUCAGCCACCAGAUACCAAAAUUUAAAGCUGGAAAUGUCAAGGCGCUAAUGUUUCAUCAAAAAUGACUGCCUUUCAACAUGUAAAGUUGCCUUAAAUGAUUUAAGUUUGGUAUUCCUCUUGAGGCUCAGCAAAGAAUGUGUUUGCCUUUUUGAACUAAAUAUGCACUACAUGGAGCACCUAAAUGGCCAAUGCAAGAGUGAUGGACAUAAGAAUAACAGCAAAUUUUAAACAUUUGAUAUUUAAUUAUUUUAAAAUUUUACCUAUAAAAUGUAAAUGUUAACUUGUUCAGAAAGGGAUUUUUUAAGGACAUUUUGUAUAGCUCAAACUAUAAUUUUUUUUUUUGCAUGCACACAGCUAAAAGUUUACAGUUGUAUAUCAGAAAGGGAAAAGUUGUGCCUUUUAUCAGCAUUUAAUGUCUAAUCUUAGCUGUUUUGUAGUGAUCACCUGUAUGUAUUUUGCAUACAGAAGAUAUCGCUUGGUCUCCUUUUUGUAAAUGAUUUCUUUUAUUAUUUGUUUUUGUAGUGGUGAUUUUGUUUUCUUUUCAAAGCUGUUUUUAUUUUUUUAUAUAAGCCAUCUUAAGUGUCUCUAAAAUGUACAUUAUUGUAAGUGAACUUUUCGUUAUGGAAAUAUAAUAACUCAUUUUAUUCCAUCAUCCUGAAGAGGAGUUUGCUCUGAUCCCUUGCUGAAUAUGAAACAUUAAAUCUGCUUCUGUUCCUAAAAGCCUGAAUUUGGUAAAUUGAAAGCCAUCAAUCAACAAUGUAACCUAAAGCAGGUCUGUUAUUUCUUAAAAAUGACAGUUGGACAAAAAUACGAUGAUGAAAACAAAUUUACACCCUGAUUCCAUUAUCUCAACCCACAAACAGGGCUACCACCCUUAAUAUUUAAUUGAGGUAAAAUAUAAAGUUCAUACAUUUUAGAAACUACUGUCAUUAAUUAUGAAAUACAGUGGUGUGAAAAACUAUUUGCCCCCUUCCUGAUUUCUUAUUCUUUUGCAUGUUUGUCACACAAAAUGUUUCUGAUCAUCAAACACAUUUAACCAUUAGUCAAAUAUAACACAAGUAAACACAAAAUGCAGUUUGUAAAUGGUGGUUUUUAUUAUUUAGGGAGAAAAAAAAAUCCAAACCUACAAAAAAAGUGUGAAAAAGUAAUUGCCCCCUGAACCUAAUAACUGGUUGGGCCACCCUUAGCAGCAAUAACUGCAAUCAAGCGUUUGCGAUAACUUGCAAUGAGUCUUUUACAGCGCUCUGGAGGAAUUUUGGCCCACUCAUCUUUGCAAAAUUGUUGUAAUUCAGCUUUAUUUGAGGGUUUUCUAGCAUGAACCGCCUUUUUAAGGUCAUGCCAUAGCAUCUCAAUUGGAUUCAGAUCAGGACUUUGACUAAGCCACUCCAAAGUCUUCAUUUUGUUUUUCUUCAGCCAUUCAGAGGUGGAUUUGCUGGUGUGUUUUGGGUCAUUGUCCUGUUGCAGCACCCAAGAUCGCUUCAGCUUGAGUUGACGAACAGAUGGCCGGACAUUCUCCUUCAGGAUUUUUUGGUAGACAGUAGAAUUCAUGGUUCCAUCUAUCACAGCAAGCCUUCCAGGUCCUGAAGCAGCAAAACAACCCCAGACCAUCACACUACCACCACCAUAUUUUACUGUUGGUAUGAUGUUCUUUUUCUGAAAUGCUGUGUUCCUUUUACGCCAGAUGUAACGGGACAUUUGCCUUCCAAAAAGUUCACCUUUUGUCUCAUCAGUCCACAAGGUAUUUUCCCAAAAGUCUUGGCAAUCAUUGAGAUGUUUCUUAGCAAAAUUGAGACGAGCCCUAAUGUUCUUUUUGCUUAACAGUGGUUUGCGUCUUGGACAUCUGCCAUGCAGGCCGUUUUUGCCCAGUCUCUUUCUUAUGGUGGAGUCGUGAACACUGACCUUAAUUGAGGCAAGUGAGGCCUGCAGUUCUUUAGACGUUGUCCUGAGGUCUUUUGUGACCUCUCGGAUGAGUCGUCUCUGCGCUCUUGGGGUAAUUUUGGUCGGCCGGCCACUCCUGGGAAGGUUCACCACUGUUCCAUGUUUUUGCCAUUUGUGGAUAAUGGCUCUCACUGUGGUUCGCUGGAGUCCCAAAGCUUUAGAAAUGGCUUUAUAACCUUUACCAUACUGAUAGAUCUCAAUUACUUUUGUUCUCAUUUGUUCCUGAAUUUCUUUGGAUCUUGGCAUGAUGUCUAGCUUUUGAGGUGCUUUUGGUCUACUUCUCUGUGUCAGGCAGCUCCUAUUUAAGUGAUUUCUUGAUUGAAACAGGUGUGGCAGUAAUCAGGCCUGGGGGUGGCUACGGAAAUUGAACUCAGGUGUGAUACACCACAGUUAGGUUAUUUUUUAACAAGGGGGCAAUUACUUUUUCACACAGGGCCAUGUAGGUUUGGAUUUUUUUUCUCCCUAAAUAAUAAAAACCAUCAUUUACAAACUGCAUUUUGUGUUUACUUGUGUUAUAUUUGACUAAUGGUUACAUGUGUUUGAUGAUCAGAAACAUUUUGUGUGACAAACAUGCAAAAGAAUAAGAAAUCAGGAAGGGGGCAAAUAGUUUUUCACACCACUGUAUAUUAUAUCCUGUCUUAUAUGACAUGCACUUUUCUGUGGACUGGAGUUUAAAAGCUGAGGUUCUGUCACUGCAUACAAACUGUUUACAGUGGAUGUCUUUGGAUUGCGAUAAACAGCGGAUUUCUCCUGGUGUCUCUGUCUUACUGAGCAAAUAAACUGAGUUGGGGGGGAUACAUAAGCGUCAGUCUGUCCCUUGUUUUGCCUGAAAUGGACUUGAAAUCAUUCUGUCUGAGUUGUUGGUUUUAAUUUCGAUUAUAAAUUAAUGUAUGUCCAGUUUUUUCCAAAAAAAAUUUGAAGUUCUGUAUUAUAAUCAGCUUAAAGAAUAGUACGUGUACCAACAUUUGCACUUACUCCCAACAAAUUCUCAGCUUCACAUAAGGUAUCUAGUAUGCUUAGCCAAUGAUUUAAAAUGUCUAGCAUUUAAAACUAAAGUAUAACCAUUAUCUGAGUCUACUGGAUUUAAUAUUACAAUUAAUCUCUGCACAAGCAACAAUAUCAAAGUAAAAUUACUAGACACCAUAUUACUUCUAAAACAUUAGUGGUCAUAAAGACCUGCACAAUACUGCUACAUGAAGCAGUAGGCAGUACAUGUUGCAUAGGACAGUUUUACAUGAAGGUUUCGACAUCUUUAAGACUGCAAACAGUUUGAUUCUUCUGAUGCUCUUUGCCCACACUGUGAUCACUUUCAAGUUCCCAUCUCCUGUGAUAUGUGAUAGGCAGUUGAUAUGGGCCAACCACUCAGGUGUGCGUCUGCUAUGGCAGAAGCAUAUCUUCGAUUAAAAAAAUUAUUUAAGAUAAAUAGUAACAAGCCAGAGGCAAAAUCUUAAUAUUAAUAAUAAUUAAAUGUAUUAAUAAUUGUAGGAAAAAAGAGAGGAAGUUGUCCCCCCAAAAAAUAAAUAGAGAGAGAGCUCCAGUAAAAGGCAGCCACCUGGCAUCUCAGAAUGUACAGUAUAGUGCACUGUACCAAAUAGAAGAAUGUCUAGAUUUCAGUAAUGCAAUCAUGUAUGUAUAAAUCUGGCAUUAACACUGAAUGUGUCAUUUUUAUUAUUAUUUUUUUUUACCAUAGCAUGUUCUAAUCAAUAAACAUUUUUUUUAUUGUAUGGUUGUUCUUGCUGGCAAAAUAUUUUAAAUGAAGCUGAGAAAUGUUAAGAGGUGAUCAAAUAAGACAAACAGUGAAUACAAGCUUGCAAAUUCUGACCAGCUAACUAAGUACAGUGGAACCUUGGUUCACGGCCAUAAUUCAUUCCAAAACUCUGGUCGUAAACCGAUUUGGUCGUGAACUGAAGCAAUUUCCCCCAUAGGAUUGUAUGUAAAUACAAUUAAUCCGUUCCAGACCAUACGAACUGUAUGUAAAUAUAUAUAUUUUUUUAAAAUAUAAGUUUUUAAGCACAAAUAUAGUUAAGUAAACCAUAGAAUGCACAGCGUAAUAGUAAACUAAAUGUAAAAACAUUUAAUAACACUGAGAAAACCUUGAACAACAGAGAAAACUAACACUGCAAUAGUUCGUGCUAUAGAGCUACCAACCGCUGGCUAAAAACACUUUUUUUUUAACGAGUUUUAAGCACAGGGAAAAAAAUGAACAUUUGAAAAAAUCCGUAAUUUAAUAAACCACCAAGAAAAGUGACAUUGCAACAAUGCACGCUACGAACCGAUCGCUGUAAACAGAAGUGAAAACAAUAUCAAGCCCAGUGCAUUCUUUAACUGCCUUCCUACCUUAUGCAUCCAGCUCUCUCACGCUGCUUGUGUGUCUGCGUCUCUCUCUCGUGUGUGUGUGUGUGUGUGUGUGUCGCACGCUCUCUCGCUCUCUCUCUCUUGCUCGCUGCACAGGAAAUGCACAGGGAGAGACUGAACACGUACAAACCGAAAAGGAAACUGGCUUGUUCGUAUACCAAGUGGGUGGUCGUGAACCGAGGCAAAAGUUUGGCGAACUUUUUGGUCAUAAACCGAUUUGUACGUGUUCAGAGACGUUCAUGAACCAUGUUUCUACUGUAUAGUCCUAAGUGCAGACUCUCAAGUUUGUAAAGAUAUUUUUUCCUCUCAACUUAAUAAGUAAUAAGCUGUAAUGGUUAUUGUCCAUUUAUUACACUGGAGGGUUUAAGUUCCCAAAAAGUGGUAAAAAAUCUUAACUUUUGGAUAUUUUCAUUCACAUUAUUCUCUCAUUUUGUGAACACGUGAGUUGUCAUUAGACAUGAACACAAUCACUGAUAUUUUCCUUGUUAAAUCUUAAUGAUUUACAUUAUUUGAAUUUUAUUUCCUAAAUUAGGCCUAAACCAAAAGUAAUUGCAUGUGUUACAUUCCAAAUUUCCCAAGUUAUUGCUCUCACUGUAACUGUUUUUUGCUUAACAGUUAUUGUCACCACAUUUGGAGUUAGCACUUUAAAGAAGGAUAUACCGGAACACUUUCUGGUCAAUUUGAAUAUUAUACCAGAUCCAGAAGUCCAUGUAUUCUGUUGUUUGAUGAUGCUACAAUAGAAAAAUUGCUGAAUUAGGAUCCCAGAUCAUCAUUUACUAAGUAAUUUACGCUAUUUAGAUUCCAGUUUUUGUAGCCAACUCUCAGGUCAUUCUGUUUAUAAAAAAAAAAAGUCCCUUAAGCAAUGAAGAUGGAUUUGCAUGGGCUCAUUUAACAUUUUGUCUUCAUGUCAUUUAGCACAUUGAACAAAUCUCAGGACAUUCUACUUGGACUGCUUCUUUGGAAACUGCACCGCCAGCAAUGGGACAAGUAGAGAUGAAACAGAGAAGCACGCUAUAGAACAGAAGAUUACAUUUCAUGUGUACAUUUCAGCAGAUCAGAGCAUCCAUCCUAUCCACAGGCAGAUGUUUAGUUGCUAUUUCAGCUUGGUAGACUCAUCUUUUUAAAUGUAUGCCUAGGUUCCAAGAGUUUGAUUUGAAAUAAUGUAUCAAAUCAGUGAAUUAAUUAUACCAAAGCCAGGGUUGCAUUUUUCCAUUAUGAUUCCCUACAUAAGGCUGUUACAGUUGUGCCAUAGCCUGUUUAUGACUGAGAUUCUGGGAGUGACAAUUUUUCUGUUAAAGUCAGAUUCUGGGGCACUGUCGGUGAGCAUAAACAGUUAAUGUGCUCCUGUUGAAUAUCACUUUGUUCACACCAGCAAAUUAUGUGCAGAAUGUGCUUAUGUACUUCUUGUCUUACUUGUCUUCUUGUAUUGUUUCACAACAGGAGGCCCACAGGUUUUGUUUUCCAACUCUGGAAAUCAAAGCUAGAGCCUUCAUAUCAGCGUUUAUUUUAAUGGCAUCCACUAAAAAAGUCACCUUUACAAGACACUUGAAUAAAACGGGUGAUGUGAGAAACUAGAAAUUCCACCUACUUAUGUACCUUAAUGAAUAUCCCCAAUGAAAAGCAGACACCUUCAUCCAAAGCAGGCCACAUUUAUUAACCAGAAUAUAAAGUGAAUAAAAUCUAAAAAACACCUGGCCUCUUCUGGAAAGUAUGAGCAAAGUUUAAAAAUGGCUGCACAAAAAAAAAAUAAAAGGGAGAGUAGAGUAUCUUAAAAAUUAAUUCCACUCAAUACUUUUGAAUUAAUGUCUUGUCCAGUAUAUUGUAUGCACUAGUGCUUAAAAAAAGAAAUGGUACGUCUCAAUAUUAUUUUACCACGCAAGUUUUCUUUGCUUCAUUAUGCAUGUUUCCCACUUCCUGGGUAAAUAUAAAUGUAUACUGUAUAUUAUUUUUCUCUCCAUACAGUUUUGUUCUGUUGACUCUUUCAGAUGGUAAGUUGAAUUUUGAACAAUCUAAUAAUGAAUCAUGCGAUGACAAUGUCAGGUUGAACACUGCAGGUUUGAUCAGAACAUUUCUCACUUUCUCUCUCUCUUUAUAGAUAUAAUGUAUAUAUAUAUAUAUAUAUAUGUUAAUAUAUAUAUAUAUGCAUAUAUACAUAUGUGUGUGUGUGUGUAUAUAUAUAUAUAUAUAUAUAUAUAUUUACAUAUAUAAACAAGAUGUAUUAUGUAAACUAUAUUAGUAACUGUACAUAAAUUCAAUGAUUAUAAAAAUAACUGGUCAGAAAAUGAAACUUGUCCUCUAAUUCAAGCACUGUGACAUUUUAGGUGACACAAGGUUUUAACACGAGUAGAUAAAGGGCUGGCCCAGAGGUGUCACACUAAGCCACCUUCACCCUUUCUAGUUUUAUAUUUCAGAAAAGUGAACAGAACUGCUAUGGGGGCUUCUUCCAAGGGACAACAACACAUAUUAAGAUGUCCGUUUCCUUUCUACCAGUCAGGUGCCAUGUUAUGACUGCUCUGUGACAUCAGUCAGUGCCAUUGUUCAGGGACGCCCACCGCCACGUCUACAGAUAAGACACCAGUCGUGUGCAGGAGUUUUGUAUCACAGCACAUUUGUGUGUACAUGUGAGGCGUCCUUUUAUGAAAAAAGUGCAUGCAAGCUGAUGUGGGGGUAGAUGGCGACGGGUCUCCGAUUUUCAGAUAUCCUUUGGCCUGCUGUACCUCCGACACCCCCAAACUUAAACGGAAGUCUGCACAUGACCAGUCUAAGAAACCAUUCUAAUAUUUUCUAUUUCAUUGUUUGCCUGUACUUUUUAUUUUUUUUUGCAAAACUAAUUAAAUAUAAAGAAACAAACCUGACUGCAGUUUGAAAUGACUGACUAUCUUAAAGCAGUGGUUUCGAUGUAAUACAUGAUAUAGUGCCUUUACGUGCUUAGAAUCUCAGCUGUACAAUUCCAUCGAAAAGCGGCUUUAAAAACAGUUGAAUUCUCGCGAGUGAGUGUGAUUACAAUGGGGGGCUUAAUUGAUUUCAAACACCCAGCAGAGUCUGGUCAGACUGAUGGCUUGGAGAAGUUGCCCAGAGUGGGGGGACAGCCCUCUGUGAUUGGCACUCGAAUGCCGCGGCAGGUUGAGACCACUGUUUUAAAGAGAAAAUGAAAACGCUGCAGGGUUGAUGCAGUUUGGCUCUUAGGAGUUUAGAGUAAAGUCACAAUCAUGUGGCCAGCAAGUGGCUGGUCUGCACCCUUUUGUUAGGACAGGGCAGGGGGUCCGAUAGAAGUGCCUGAAUAACGACACCAGCAGCGAGUCAGGGAGGCGAUGCCAGGAGUGUCGGGUUUGCUUUGAGGCAAUCGUUUCAGUAACUUGGAGCUUUCGUCCCCAGGAGCUGAUGUGGCACAAAAGAACAAACGUGUGACAUCAGACACCUGGUGGGCUUCAAUGACGGGUCUUUGAUUGAAUCGUUCCUGGGGGAUCUUGGCUUUAUUUAGUAUAUAUUUAACAUUUGAGUAUUAAUCAGAAGUUUUUUUUUCCUUCUAUGUAAAUUGUAAAUAAAUGUAUAUUCAAUGUAUGUGGAAAAGAAAUUUAAACAUUAUCAACCAAUACAGAAAAAAAUGAUUUAAACAAGAAAAAAAAAAGCUGGAAAUUUUUAUUUUGCCUAGUCCAGUACUUAAGUGACCAAAGUUUCACAAGAUUUUCUACAAGAAUAUAUAAAGUCCAUAAGAUUAUGACAGGCCGCACUGUACAGCGUUUGUCCUUUACAGGUCUCAUUUCCAGUUUGGAGUUGUUGUGCGCUUUGUGUUGAUAUUGCAGUUCAUGCAGAAGCGAAUGCGAGUGAGGAAGACGAGUGCAGACCGGGAGUGUGUGUGUGACAGUAAGGAAGACAGUCAUUGACGCCUUUGUUAUCAAGUCUGUUUCAGUUGUACUCCACCUCAAUGAUCCAAUGUAUGAUGAUUUGUUUUAAAUAUAGUUUUCUAUUGCUCCUGUACUAUACUUGUUUAAGUGUCAAUCUUUUCACCCACGGGUAUUAAAUGUCAGCCUGUA